UACUCCUCUUAUCAUUCUCUCUCCCGGAAACCCUAGCCCCCAAAUCAGAAAACCCUAAUUUCAACUAUUUCCAUGGCGAAGAAGCGAAAAACCAGAGCUUCUGAACCUUCACAACCAGCUGAAGAACCAGUAGAGAUUAAGCAAGAACCUGAGGUUGAACCCGCACAAGAAGAAGAGUACGAGAACGAUGCUGUAGAAGUAGAGGAAGAAGAAGCAGUACAUGAGGAUGAAGAAGAACAAGAUCCCGAAGAAGAAGAGGAAGAAGGCGGUGAAGAUGAUGAGGAAGAAGAAGAAACGCCUGGAUCUGGAAAUGACGCCGUAGAGGGUGAUAAUGAAAAGUCGGAGCAAGUUAAUGGAGGCGGCGCUGAGGUGAAGAUUGAGGAAGGUAAUGAAGAGGAUUUGGAAGAUGAGCCACUUGAGAAUCUGUUAGAACCCUUUACGAAGGAUCAACUUACAGCGCUUAUUAAAGAAGCUUUAGCUAAAUACCCUGAUUUCAAAGAAAAUAUUCAGAAAUUGGCUGAUAAAGAUCCGGCACACCGGAAAAUCUUUGUUCAUGGUUUAGGUUGGGAUACAACAGCUGAAACGCUAACUAGUGUUUUUGGAAGUUACGGUGAAAUUGAGGAUUGUAAAGCUGUUGCCGAUAAGGUUUCAGGGAAAUCGAAAGGUUAUGGGUUUAUAUUGUUUAAGCAUAGGAGUGGUGCUAGGAAAGCUUUGAAGGAGCCACAGAAGAAGAUUGGUACAAGGAUGACUUCUUGCCAGUUGGCUUCUGCUGGGCCGGUUCCGGCUCCUCCACCUUCUACAGCAGCCGCACCGGUUUCGGAGUAUACACAAAGGAAGAUUUUUGUUAGCAAUGUAGCUGCUGAUCUUGAACCUCAGAAGCUGUUGGAGUACUUUUCGAAGUUUGGUGAAGUUGAGGAGGGUCCACUUGGAUUGGAUAAGCAAAGUGGGAAACCUAAGGGGUUCUGUUUGUUUGUGUAUAAGACUGUUGAGGGUGCUAGGAAGGCAUUAGAGGAGCCACAUAAGACCUUUGAAGGGCAUACCCUUCAUUGUCAGAAGGCAAUUGAUGGACCGAAGCAUAGUAAGAAUUUUCAUCAGCAGCAACAGCCUCAGUCACAACAGCAUUACCCUCAGCAUCAUCAUCAUCAUAAUCAGCAGCAGCAUUAUUAUCAGCAUCCUGCAAAGAAGGGGAAAUAUUCAGGUAGCAGUGCAGGAUCAGCUGGGCAUCUGAUGGCACCAUCGGGGCCUGCACCUGUGGGAUACAAUCCUGCUGUGGCAGCUGUGACCCCAGCUCUUGGACAGGCACUGACAGCGCUGUUAGCUACACAAGGAGCUGGUUUGGGGAUCGGUAAUUUGCUUGGAGGUCUUGGUGGGCCAGUGAGUCAUCAGGGUGUGCAACCAGUGGUGAACAGUGCAACAGGAUAUGGUGCCCAGGGUGGAUAUGGAGCUCAGCCUCAUAUGCCAUACCAAAACCCACAGAUGCAGGGUGGUGCAAGACCACAAGGUGGUGGUGCACCAUACUCUGGCUAUGGAGGUCACUAGGAAAACUUAAGGUAUCUAUAAUGCUAUGGCUCUACUCCUAAGUGAGGUAAAAAGCGAUGUUCAUGGCAAUUCACUGCAGGUGUCUUCUGUUUCCUCCAAUUUUUCCAUGUUGAUACUUGUUAUGCUUGUGGUGUAGAGGGUUGGGGCUGGGGGUAAAGGAUACAUUUUACAUAUACAUUGAAUGCUGAUUUUAUCUCCACGUCGCAAUCACUUGAAUUUCUAUAGUGCUUAAUAGGUAAAGAUUUGAUUCACGGUGGCGUUACUUUUUUUUUUUUCAAAAGUGUGUUGUUUUUAGCCUUAAAAUAGUGAUUGGUGAAGGGGGAAAUGUAUCUUCUGAAUUACUCCACAAAAUUGGUUUACAAAAUAACUCUAGGGAUUUCUUUUCCUUCCUCUUUGCUUUUGGGGGUGAUGGGGGUUGGGGAGUUUGCCAUAGUUCCUGGCAAUUUUAAACCUUAAAAGUAGAAGUGUUUCUAUCCUAGUCUUAGUUGCACGGACUCUUCACUGUUGAUGCUGCACGGGUUCUUCAAAAAUACACUACUUUUGACAAAUCCGACAUGCAUCCGUUGGCUUUUUUGAAGAGUCCGAGCAACAUAGAUCGUAGUUGAUCUCUUUAACAUUAUUUGACCCAUAGAGAGGAAGGGUAAGUGUUCCUAUCCUAGUUGAUCUCUUAAACAUUAUUGACCCAUAGAGAGGAAGUGGAAGUGCUUCUAUCCUAGUUUGAUCUCUUUAACAUUAUCUUGUAACAUUCAUGAAGUGGGUGGAAUCCAAACAAGAAUGCCAUGUAGCUUUGAUGUUUUCCAUCCAGGGGCUGAUGAGCAGGUUGUUCUCUUGGCAUUUGAAGUUGAAGUCUUGUCAAGACGAAUGCUGGUCAGAUAUACGCAGAAGAAUUGUUUCUACUGAUGUUUUAUAGAAUGAUGAAUGGUGAAGGUGCAUAUUAAGACAUUUCUGUCCAUGAGAACGACGUCUAGUGCUUUGUCAUCAUUGAGUAGCCAUCUUACAUAUUCUAACCCAGCUCGACUACUCCAACUCGGUUGAGUUGAUCCUCUCUGCUUUGCUUUCAACAAUUUGAAAUGGGUAGAAGAAUGAAAUGCCAUGCCCCCACCGGGACGUAGAAGAAACUAACUAUUGACAAUUGCAGAAGCAGGCAGGGAAGACUGGGAAUAAGCUUGGCUUUUGUAUCUAUCUGUUCAUAUCUCUAACAUUGUGUUGUUCUUUUAGGUUAAUAUGAAAGGAGGGUCAUUAACUAGUAUUAACAAGGACUAAAUAUGCUUGGUACAUGAAUUUAGAAGAAUUGUUAACUCAGCCAGUCUAAAAUACAUGCACUUGAUAUUUUAUGGAACUUAUUGGAUUUGAAA
Molecule: messenger RNA, 2894 nt
Organism: Solanum lycopersicum (tomato)
Lineage: Eukaryota; Viridiplantae; Streptophyta; Magnoliopsida; Solanales; Solanaceae
Product: UBP1-associated protein 2A
Molecular function (GO): RNA binding
Source: RefSeq, a predicted model, not a curated record